Molecule: messenger RNA, 2204 nt
Organism: Lobosporangium transversale
Lineage: Eukaryota; Fungi; Mortierellomycota; Mortierellomycetes; Mortierellales; Mortierellaceae
Product: major facilitator superfamily domain-containing protein
Exons: 7
Coding region: 135-2138 (667 amino acids)
Biological process (GO): transmembrane transport
Cellular component (GO): membrane
Molecular function (GO): myo-inositol:proton symporter activity
Source: RefSeq, a predicted model, not a curated record
AUGCUGAUAGGAAAGGAAAUACCGGCAAUCAAAAUAACAGCAACCUUCUCAGUAUUAAUAACAGCUACAAUAAGCCCGGUCAUAAGGAUGAUUAUAAAGUCGGUCCAAGUACCAAUGUAGAGAUCGAUUAUAGUAUGAACAACAAUAACAACAACAGUGAUAUUUAUAUGAAGAAGAUUAGUCAAUCAAUUGUCAUUCAUAAAAACCAUGAUAAUAAUUAUGAUGAUGAUGAUGAUGAUGAUGAUGGCAACAUCGAUGCUAACUCUUCUCUUUUAGUUGGUGGCAUCGAAAACAUUCACAGCGAUCAUAACAGCAUCAACAACGACGACAACGAUAACAAUAAUGACAAUGCGCCUACAAAGUUUUUAUAUCUAUUGAUUGGUUGCUUGGCCAUUGGUGGGUUUUUAUUUGGAUACGAUACAGGCGUCAUUGCUGGGGCACUCUUGCCGAUCAAAGAGGAAUUUGGUCUUUCGAGUCAAGAACAAGAAUUUGUCGUUGGAGGAACUACACUUGGUGCCAUUCUGGGUGGUUUAUUAGCAGGAGCACUUUCAGAUUUGAUUGGCCGUAAGCCUGUAACAUUACUUUCGUCCGUAAUCUUCAUUGUUGGUGCUGCUCUCAUGACGUUCGCACAUGAUUAUUGGCUUUUAUUGCUUGGAAGACUCGUUGUCGGAGUCGGUGUUGGUCUCGCUGCACUAGUUGUCCCUCUAUAUAUUGGAGAACUUGCUCCCAGUGCAUACCGUGGACGAUUAGUGACCAUGAAUGUAUUGAUGAUCACAGGAGGACAAUUGAUUGCAUAUCUAGUUUCUUCUGCAUUGACGGAUAAAACAAAUGGUUGGCGCUGGAUGAUGGCGAUCUCGGGCUUCCCUGCGCUUCUUCAAUUAGUCACACUUCCUUUCCUCCCUGAAUCUCCACGGUAUUUGGUCAAAAAGGGAAAUAUUGCUGGAGCAAAGGCAGUAUUGAGGCGAUGUAUGGGACUCAACGAUACUAAUCAUGAUGAUAAUGGGAAAAUAACAGCAGCAGCAGCAGCAGCAGCAACAAUGGUAACGCCAACACCAACAGCAAUAGCAGAGACUACAGAAACAACAGCAGCAAAGACCAGCAACAGAAACAACAUUGAAGACUUUAUUACUAAAGAAGUCGAUGCUAUCCGAGAGAGCUUGGAACAAAGUCAUAAGACCAGAUACCGUGAUUUGCUCCGUAAGGAUCUGAGACGACCUCUUAUCAUUGCUUGUUUUAUGCAGCUAUGGCAACAACUCUCUGGUUUCAAUACAGCAAUGUAUUAUUCAGCCACUAUCCUCAAGAUGGCUGGUUUUCCUAAUGCUAAGAGUGCUACGCUUUUCUCAUUGUUGAUCGCAGGAACCAACAUGAUUAUGACAAUUGUGGCAAUUAAGAUUAUCGAUCGUGUAGGGCGUCGGAAGAUUCUGUUAGUGACUAUAAUUGGGAUGAUUGCAGGAUUGAUUGUUUUGGGCGUGGCGUUUAUCAAGAUUGUGGGCUUCACUGUGAGGCAGGACCAAUGUGUUCAAUACGGAGACAAUUGUGCAGCCUGUCUGACAGAUGAUCGGUGCUAUUUCCAGGAUAGUAGCAACACUUGCCAGGAUAUGGGAUGGGAUGGUCACGGUAAACGACCCAUUUAUACAGGAGUAUGCCCUAACCGCUCUGGGGGGAUCAAAGCAGGAAGCUGGGUUGCGUUGGCCAGUUUAGUCUUUUAUGUGGCAUCGUAUGGUCUUGGUCUUGGCAAUGCACCCUGGUUGAUUCAAAGCGAAUUGUUCCCGCUAGAUAUCCGUGGAAAAGCAACCGGCAUGGCUACAGCCUGUAACUUCGCAGGAAAUCUGGUGAUUUCAUUAACGUUCCUGACAUUAACACAGCGUAUAACAGCUACAGGGACAUUCUGGUUGUAUGCGGGCAUUUUAGUGAUAGCCUGGCUGUUUGUAUACUUUUUGGUCCCUGAGACAGCAGGACUGAAUUUGGAGGCGAUCCAAGAGCUAUUUAGGAAAGAAGAGGCUAUAAGCGCAGAAGUUGGUGGACCAACUUUGGUGUUAUAUCCGCAUCAACCUCACCAUCAGAGGAUAGUUGAUGGACAAAUGGAUGAAUCUUCAUUCGAAGAGGAAGGACGGAGGCGGCGUCGUGGGCAUGGGUAGUGCACCCACGAACUAUAAAGGCUAUUAUUUUUACUACUUAAUAAAGUAAAAUCUUUUUAUUCCCGA